Molecule: messenger RNA, 867 nt
Organism: Acanthosepion pharaonis
Lineage: Eukaryota; Metazoa; Mollusca; Cephalopoda; Sepiida; Sepiidae
Source: the annotation of a GenBank genome assembly
AUGAUCAGUGUGUUGCAGUUUCUCGUGUCCGAGCGGAAGUUUUGCGCCUUCCGGAAACAUAUGCGUGUCCAUUCUUCUAGUGUUUGCCAGUUGCUAUUUGUUUCAGCAUAUUGUCAUUCAGACUGUUUCUUUCCUUUUCCUAUAUCUUUGUAUUCUCCUACGUUUCUACCCACUCUUACUUUCUUACUUUCUUCGUUUCUCCAUCUUUCUUUUGCCUUGUUUUUUUCCUUCUUCCCUUUCACGUUUUUACUUCUUUUUCUCGUCACUUUCUAUUACUUUCUUUCUUUCUUUCUUUCUUUCUUUCUUUCUUUUUUCUUUUUUUCUUUCUUUCUUUCUGUACUGGCGCUUUUCUCUCUCUCUCUCUCUCUCUCUCUCUCUCUCUCUCUCUCUCUCUCUCUCUCAUUUUGUUUCGUUCUUUAUUUUUGUUAUUUAUAUCUUUCUUUUUUUUCUUUCUUCAUUUCCUUCGACUUCCUUCUGUUUUCGGUGUUCUGUCUGACAUUUUCUUAUCUUUUUUUGACAUUAUCUCAGUCUGUUCCUAUCUAUCUAUCUAUCUAUCUAUCUAUCUAUCUGAGUAUGUUAUCUAUCUAUCUAUCUAAUCUAUCUAUCUAUCUGAGUAUGUUAUCUAUCUAUCUAUCUGAUAUGUUAUCUAUCUAUCUAUCUAUCUAUCUAUCUAUCUAUCUGAGUAUGUUAUCUAUCUAUCUAUCUAUCUAUCUCAGUCUGUUCCUAUCUAUCUAUCUAUCUAUCUAUCUGAGUAUGUUAUCUAUCUAUCUAUCUAAUCUAUCUAUCUAUCUGAGUAUGUUAUCUAUCUAUAUAUCUAUCUAUCUAUCUAUCUAUCUGAGUAUGUUAUCUAUCUAUCUAUCUAUCUGA